AUGCCCUCUUGGCCCAACCAUUCGCAGUGCUUCUCCCAUAACUGCAGCUGGGAGGAGACCCACAACGCCACAAACUUCGGUGACUUUGACUUUCCUCCUCUGAAUUACUACUCAAUCCCUCUCCUCACCGCCAUCACCAUUGCCUGCACGCUGCUUUUUCUGGUCGGUGUUGCUGGGAAUGUCAUGACCAUUCUGGUAGUCAGCAAGUACCGGGACAUGCGCACCACCACCAACCUGUACCUGUGUAGCAUGGCGGUGUCCGACUUGCUCAUCUUCGUCUGCAUGCCACUGGACCUCUACCGCAUGUGGAGGUACAGGCCCUGGCGCUUUGGGGACGCGCUCUGCAAGCUCUUUCAGUUCGUGUCGGAGUCAUGUACGUACUCCACCAUCCUCAGCAUCACCGCUCUGUCAGUGGAACGCUACCUGGCGAUCUGCUUCCCCCUGCGCGCAAAGGCCCUGGUCACCAAAAGGCGGGUGCGCGCCCUCAUACUUCUUCUCUGGACUGUAUCCCUGUUGAGCGCUGGCCCCGUGUUUGUCAUGGUGGGAGUGGAACGGGACAACGUGAGUCCGUUACAGUUAAGUCCUGGGAAGAAUGAGACCGGCUUUUACCUGGAGGACACCCGCGAGUGCAAGAUGACGCACUACGCCGUGGAGUCCGGGCUGAUGGGGGCCAUGGUUUGGCUGAGCUCCGUGUUCUUCUUCAUGCCGGUGUUCUGUCUCACGGUGCUUUACAGCCUCAUAGGCCGCCGGCUGUGGCAGAGACACAGGGAGACCAACAUGAGCUCCCGCGUCGCCCACCGGGAUAAAAGUAACAGACAGACCAUCAAGAUGCUGGUGGUGGUGGUCCUGGCCUUCGUCCUGUGCUGGCUGCCGUUCCACGUCGGUCGGUACCUGCAGUUCCGCUCUCUGGACGCACCGUCCCGGCUGCUCUCCACCUUAUCCGAGUACUGCAGCUUGGUUUCUGUGGUUCUCUUCUACCUGAGUGCCGCCAUCAACCCCAUCCUCUACAACACCAUGUCCUGGAAAUACCGAGGUGCGGCGGCGCGCCUCUUCGGCCUGACUGACACCCAGCCACCGCGCUGCCGCACAGCCAGCACCCUGAAGGGAGACAGUUCCAACGGGUGGACAGAGUCAACAGUUAGCUUCUGAUCCUCACAUCCGACUGUCACUGUGUCCGGAUAUAACCUGUAAAAACCACAAGAACACAG
Molecule: messenger RNA, 1208 nt
Organism: Sphaeramia orbicularis (orbiculate cardinalfish)
Lineage: Eukaryota; Metazoa; Chordata; Actinopteri; Kurtiformes; Apogonidae
Gene: ghsra
Product: growth hormone secretagogue receptor a
Exons: 2
Coding region: 1-1149 (382 amino acids)
Biological process (GO): hormone-mediated signaling pathway; G protein-coupled receptor signaling pathway
Cellular component (GO): plasma membrane
Molecular function (GO): growth hormone secretagogue receptor activity
Source: RefSeq, a predicted model, not a curated record